Molecule: messenger RNA, 2795 nt
Organism: Monodelphis domestica (gray short-tailed opossum)
Lineage: Eukaryota; Metazoa; Chordata; Mammalia; Didelphimorphia; Didelphidae
Source: RefSeq, a predicted model, not a curated record
GGAAAUGGUAACGCUAAAAGCUAAUGGGGAAGAAGAGGUCGAGAAGUAGGAAUGGAUGCAUCUUCGAUGGGUCACCAAGUCCAGAAGCCUGGCAAAGGGGCAAAAAUGUGUCACUUCCUACGACUCCGAGUAGCCUGAAAGAGCUGAAUCACUGGAACAGCUGAUGGGGGCACCGCUUCCCUCUCGGGCAGAAAAGCAGAUUAAGUGGAUGACAUGCCGCUCCUCUCUCCCCAUGCCCGUCCCAAUGAGCCGAGGGCUCCUGUUACUAAAAUGCUGCCUGCAAUGGAAAAUUCUUUGCUUUUGUUUUCCUUGACAUACCACACGCUGGCAGAUGCUCUUCUAAUAGGCUUCUGGCCGCCGGGCUCUGGGCGUGAGCAUCCCUUCUUGGCAACUCCAAGAAAUCAGUGUGUGGGAGAACAGAAGCGCUGGAGGGACCGGAUAACCCCCUCCCAGCAGCUGUCUGAAGAGGGAUUGAGAGCUCGGAGCACGCGAAGAUUCUGGAGCCUUUUCUCCGACACCUGUGGUCCAAUUCAGAAGCAGGAGCUCCAGUUCCCUGCCUCCCCUCAUCUACACAAUGGCUUCACCUCCCACCGGAAGGGGGAGGAACGCCUACUAAACACGUGCCAAGUGCCAGGCACCGCGCGGAAUGCUGGGAAUUCAAAUCGAAAUAAAGAGAGAGAGCCUCUGCCCUCAGGGAGCUGCCCUUCUAAAGGCAUCCAAAAAGAAGUUGAAAGGGAGGAAGAGAAGGUAAAUACCAGAGAUGUGUGUAUGGGAGGACAUUAAUAAUUGAGGAGAUGGCACUAGAGUUGAGCCCUGGAUCUUCUGAAAAGCAUUUGGGAGCAGGUGGAGUAACGUAGCUGGUAAUACAUAAAGUAAUUGCUCUGUGACUCAGUUUCCUCAAUAGUAAAAUGAAGGGAUUGGACUUGAUGGCCUCUAAGGUCCAAAUCUAAGGUCCUAUGGUUCUUUUUUUCUAGUUCUACUCAGUCUUAGUCUUCCUUGGAAUAACCCAAUGGAGCCAAAAUUGUCAUUGUAAUUGGGAGUAGAGGACCAUUGGGAGAGUGGGAGACCACUCAUGGUUUGGGUCACACUAAAGAAAAUCUCAAGUGACAACACAGAGAGCAGAGCCAGGAGUACUCCCGGAGAAGCUGACUAGUGGUCCAUUAAGCUUGGGAGUUCUUGGCUGCAGGAAGCCUAAAGCCAGUUGGGAGUCCUUAUUAAGUCCAGCCCCAAAACUGUGAGCCCCAAACUGCCCAAGGGAGGACAGACUAGCCCAGGUCAGAAACGGCAGCUCCAGGUUUCCAUGCCAAUCAGCAGUGAAGACUAUGUGUGGCCACCACACACUUCCCACCUGGGGAAGGGAGACAGACCUGGUCUCCAUCCACAAAUAAAUAAAUGAAGGGAAGAUAAAUGCUGGCUAUAACAAAAUGAUAGAGAAGAAAGAACCUACUUCUAUUUCCAUUCUAAGCGUCCAGCAUGGAGGCUUUGGGGAAAGUGAGCAGAUCAGACCCACAUUGAGAUUUUAAAUAAUAAUUCAAGGAUGACCAACUAGAUUAUUGUUUUUAAAAGGGCAGUAAAAGUGCAGUUGUUUAAAGGGAAUAAAUAUACUCCACUUGCUACAUCCUGGUAAAGACUCAUCCAAAUGGGUCAGAAAUUCCUCCCUCCAACCCAAUGACCUUUAAUUAUUUGUAGAAUACCAUUCAAUAAAAACACACAAACACCAAAAAAUACAACAAUUGCAACUUUUAAUAAAUGGAACCACAAUUUGCCAUUUCAGAAACAAUUUUAAGGGAAAAGCAUUCUCCCUAUAAAAAUAAAAUUAAACUUGUCAAAAUUAUAAAUAGCAUAACUUUAAAAAAUGUUUUUACUUUUACAAUUUAAAAUGCUUCCCUGCAUUACCACCACCGUAUUUUAACUCUUUCCUGUACCAUCACAAACUGAAUAUCAAUAACACUUCAGCAAAGCUUAGGUCAUUUAACACAGUCAUUUGUAAAAAAUAAACUCAGAACAUUUCUUUGGCUAGAUCUGACAAAAAAAAAAUUUCUCUCUUUUUCUUUAAACAUUUAAAAGCUGCUGCAGUUAAGUAACCAGUGUUGGAAGGGGACAGGGACCAGGGGCCACAGCGAAAAUCAGUCUUUUUAGAAACUUCUGCAAAUUUCGGCACACGAAGCUUUCCAAAUCAUGACUUAUAGUGCAUAGAAGAAGACGACUGAGGUUUCUGGAUAAUAUGAAAUGGGGAUGCCUAUUUUACAGACGAUCUACUUCAAGUAAAAAAGAAUUCACAGAUACCCACUGUUAGAUCCUAAGAGCAUUCAGAUAUGAAAAGUCAAAGCUGCAGCAAUAGAAACUCCUCAUCAAACUGGGACAGGGUAGUCAAACUUCAGGUGGUGGUUGCUAAGAGAAUAUUCAAACCCAGGAUUGGUUUGAAGGAUAAAAAGAAAAAUAACAGCAUUCCCUGAACAGUAAAGUGUCUGAUGAUAAUGGCACUUAAGACCUCAAACAUGCACUACACAGGUUCAUGCAAACUAAAAAGACAAGGAGUGUCUUUUUUUUAAUAUUGAGUAUAUUUUUAUAUCAAGUUCUACUCUGAAAAAACUCUCCCUUAACAGUUUCAGAAGAUACGAUUGUCUCAGGAACUUGGGGAGGUAACCGACGAAUGGUCGGGACAAAAUGAUUGUUCUUCAUCAAGUCAGCCCCCAAAUCUGGAAAUGAGAAGAGGAAGCCACAAAAAGGCACAGUUUGCAGAUUAAAAGGCACAGGACCGAACCACCUUGGAGUUUCGCAAAGAAGCCAUUAGG